AAAGAAAUUAAACUAUGACCGCCGUAUCGUGGAAAAAGAAUAAAUACUGAUGAUGUUGUCCCUCUUUUCCAAAAAUAAUCUAGUUUUCUCUUUUGCAACUAAUUGUAAGUUUUACCUGUUCUAGCUAUUCAAUGAAAAAGGAAAGACAAGCUUCCAAGUGUUCCGGAGAGACCGACCUUUCCCAUAAAGACGCAGAGUCUCAUAAGGAAUCCGAAUCUUCAUCACUACCUGAAGACUCAGAGAAAAUUUCUCCACCACCUCCCAUUGGGAAGAAAUUAUUGUGGUUAUUUUUGUUCGUCAUAACUGUGUUACAAGUUGUUGUUCUCACCCAGGGUAAAUUUGAUAAUCCAUUCAAUAUUGAUGCCGAUUUCAAAAUCUUUUUCAAUCCUUCUCAUUCACAAAGAGCUACAUUUUUCGCUAUAAAGCUAGUAGCUAUUGUUUUCAGUGGAUUGUUACUAUGUGUGUGGUGGUCAGCUGAUAUUUCCACCAUUUUCUUGGCUUUUAUCUCUGCCAAUAUUAUUCAAGUAUUGAUUGCUAUUGCCUUGAUUCAAAUUAAUCUUGAUUUAAUAAAUUUAACAUUAUCCCGACCUGCCAAGAAAAUGCACAAUUUAUUUAUAUUGACUGGUUGUUUUUUGAUCGGUCAAUCAAUGAUUGGUGUGGUGAUUCUGGUGUUAAUCAAUGAUAAGAAUAGAUUACAUGAAUUAAUGGGGUUGUUACUUUUCUUGUAUGAUACUGUGGUAGUCUUAUUAGGUCUUUUGUUGUUAAGUUGUACCAUUUUAUCUGGUGUCAAAGAGGGGUACCACCCUAUGUUUAUUGAAGAAGUUCCAGUUAGUAUCCCAAUCUUGUUUGGUUGUGCUGUUGUCAUGAGUCUUCUUUGUUUUGCAUGUACUCGUUAUUUCAGAAAGAGAACAUUAACCACUAAUCUCUUGGUUGAAGAAUACGAUUUAAUGGGAUUAACUGAUUACCAAAAGCAAGGUUGGGCUAAGUUAAUUAACUUAAAUAAGAAGUACAAUGCUGGUAUUUCGGGUGAGCAUAUUGUUUCCUUGAUGGAAAACUACAGUCAUUCUAGUUUGGAGGGUAUGACAUGCAAGAUCCUUAGAGUCUACAGAGAUAAACCCCAUGAAACUCCCACCAAACCAGGCGCAAUAAACAAAUUUAUUAAGAAAAAGAUCGAAGAGAAAGCGAAAUUAAACACUGCAUUCAAUGAAUUAGACCGUGAAGCAGUAUUGUUUCAAAAUGAUCCUAAUCUGAAAGAAGAAGAAGAAGCUGACCCUCUUGAAGUCUAUAAACCAAUUUCCAAGAAUGCCUUAAAAAAACUCCAGAAGAAGAGCAAACAAAAGAAACAAGCUAUGGACCUUAAGAGCUUGGAAGCAAACACAGAAAAGUUCUACCAAGAAUUGAUGGAGACCGAAGCAUUAGUGUUAUUGACUGUCAUUGAAGAAUUUGAUUUAUGUGAACGUAUUCCAGGAAAGGUUGGAACAUUCUUGGGCAAAUACUUUGGUAAGAAUGGGAAAUACCCCAUACUUGUUGUUAAGUUUGGUUUAUUGGGUUUCCAUUGGCCAUUCAAGAGAUCUACAUUCUAUUGUAGUGCCACUAAGAAACCGGUUGCUCGAGGUGCUGCCGUUUUAUACACUCUUUCAGAAUGGAACAAAAAGAAUGAAAAAUGUACUGUACUUAUGGAUCCUUUAUAUUCUGAUUAUAACUUCGAAGAAGGUGUGACUUAUUCUGGAUGGUACAAGAUUAAACUUCCAAACUCCCAUAUUAUUGACCUUCGUCCGUUCCGAAAUCAAAAACCAACCGAUUAUUUUAAAGCUAUUAAAUAUAGAACUCAAGAAAAUACUUUCAAACUGGCCAAUGGUGAAGUUUGGGAAACUGAUCAAUUCAAUUAUGAAAACUGUUCCCUGAUCAUCAAUAUGAAUUUGAAUAUUGCUAAUAAUAGAGCUCUGUCGGGACAAUCCUCCCAAUUAAUGUAUCCUGACUGGGAAUUCAUUUCCAAUUUAGGAAACUAUUCGAAUGAAAACAAAUAUAGGACUUUACUUUAUUUAAAAGUUGAUGGUAAGAUUAUUGCCUCAUGUGUCAUUUUCAGGUUAGGUGAAACCAUGACCUCAGAUAUACAAGGGUUAGAUCACGAAACUUCUAAGAAAUAUAAAGCAUAUUUUGUGAUGAUGCAAGAAGUUAUUAGGAUGGGAUUAGAAGAAAAGGUCUCGUUUAUUGAUUUCGGACCAACUACUGAAGAAGCCAAGGUUUCGAUUGGUUGUAAAGUGGUUCCAUUGACUGGAUGUGUAUAUCCAAGAAAUGCAUUCAUGGGGCCAAUUAUCAAAUUUGCUGCUAGUAAAGUUGAUGUUUAAACAAAAAAAAAAAAACAAAAAAAUUUUUUUUUAACAAAAUUUUUAUAUAUUAUCUACAAGGCUUUUAUAGUUAAGAAAAACAUUAAUUUAUUGA
Spathaspora passalidarum NRRL Y-27907 is the source of this 2442-nucleotide messenger RNA. RefSeq lists its product as uncharacterized. NCBI's taxonomy places the organism in Eukaryota, Fungi, Ascomycota, Pichiomycetes, Serinales, Debaryomycetaceae. The transcript is spliced from 2 exons. The record is from RefSeq and is a predicted model, not a curated record. Bases 132 to 2348 code for a protein of 738 amino acids.